Molecule: messenger RNA, 963 nt
Organism: Dendronephthya gigantea
Lineage: Eukaryota; Metazoa; Cnidaria; Anthozoa; Malacalcyonacea; Nephtheidae
Product: octopamine receptor-like
Exons: 1
Coding region: 1-963 (320 amino acids)
Biological process (GO): G protein-coupled receptor signaling pathway
Cellular component (GO): membrane
Molecular function (GO): G protein-coupled receptor activity
Source: RefSeq, a predicted model, not a curated record
AUGGUGAUGGAAAGUACAUGUGAGAAAAGAUGUCUGACUGUUGCACCACCAAAUGAAUUAUCAUUUAUGACAGCCAGCCUUUCAACUGCUUUUAUUCUUACCAACAUCCCUGGCAAUAUUCUUAUUUUCUUGGCUGUUGUUCUUGAUCCCAACAAAAACCUACGAACACCGUUUAACUGGUUAAUUGUUAAUUUAUCAGCGGCUGAUUUCAUAGUUGCCAUCAUCACUGAACCUCUCUCCGUGUAUUAUCAUAUUAAAGAGGGUCUUGGCGAGCAUGGCCCCGAAGAGAUAAUUAGCUUGAUUCAUUUGACUUACUUCAUCUCAUGCACUGCCUCGAUCCUCAGUCUUACAAGUUUGGCAGUUGAACGAUAUCUGGCUGUGAGAAGACCAAGUACCUACCGAAAUAAAGUGACUAAUCAACGAAUUCCAACAACAAUAGCAAUGAUUUGGUUGAUUUCGUUAAGUUUACCAAAUAUUUAUUUUAUUGUUGGUUUCACUGCGUACGCAUUCAUAUUUGUAAACGCCUUCAUUGUCGUUGCUGUUGUAAUCAUUGUUAUAAACUACACUUUAAUGAGGAGGAAAUUAAGAUACCGAGGUAAAAAUAGUGAAACAACUGCUCCUAACGAAGCUCGUGUAAAUCGAAUCUCAGAAAGUGAAGACCAGUCUUCAGUCAAUAAAAAUUGUAUCGAAAUAAAGAAGCAACUGCUAGAAGCCAAAAUCACUCAAAUGUUCCAGAUCGUAAUUACAGCUCUCCUGUGCUGUUAUGGGCUCUCUACAGUGAUGAUGUAUUUGGUAAAUUUCUGUCACGAUUGCAGUUGUGCUUCCAUCCAUUGGUUCCGAGAUCUUCAUGUCUUGCUUAUUCUGAUGAAUUCAAGCAUUAAUUUUUUCUGCUAUGCUUUAAGAUCUGCCAGAUUCAGAAGUGCAUUUGUUAAAUUGCUAUACGGUUCAAUUCCGUGUAGUUGA